Molecule: messenger RNA, 2802 nt
Organism: Python bivittatus (Burmese python)
Lineage: Eukaryota; Metazoa; Chordata; Lepidosauria; Squamata; Pythonidae
Source: RefSeq, a predicted model, not a curated record
CCUUGCGUUUCCUCCUCCCAAGCACCCUGUGAAGCAGAGCAAGAGGGCAACCACAGGGACUGUUCCAAGGGUUGCCUAGGGAUUAUUACAACCAGAAAGUGAAUCCCCUUUUCCCUCUGUGGAGACUGAGAGAGUCAGAUUGGCUAAAAUGCUGUCCGUGGACUGGGGAGAUACAAAGGCAAUUUCCUACAAAGCUUAUUAGACGGCCUUGUUGAAGAACCUGGGUUGCUCACCCUUAUCCCAACGCACCACAAAAGGUUGCUGUGCAGCUCCUGAGCUGCCCAAAGUCCCAAGAAUGUUGCCACACAAUAUGACGUGGAUGAAGUACCCAAGCUUGAGCAAAGAUCCGUCCACCAAUUUUGAAGAUAUUAUAUUCUCACAACAAGUCAUAUCGAGAUUUAUGCACGCGUAUAUUGCGUGCUUUGUGCCAGCUGGUUUGCUAGCUGGCAUCGUUAUCCUGGGGAUCUGCAUUAAGAACUACCGGAGUCGCACCCUAGAGACAUUAGAUGUCCUGUUUUUCCCCCAGACCAUCAGCAGCAUCUUCCUCAUCCUUUUAUCGCUCACAAUCGCCGUGCGACCUGCCUAUCUCAAGCUCUCCUACAUAAAGUGUGGAACGCUGUCUUUUUUUUUCAGCCUGGGUUACUUCUGCUCCCAGUACCUGCUCGUCUUAAUGGUGCUCAACCUUUUCCUUAGCAGACACCCGCCCCAGAACGCUUUCAUCAGCAAAGUGUACCGAAACCCAAAGGUGUGUGUCGGAUUUGUACUGAUGUGCAGCUCCUGUCUUGCGUUAAUACCGAGUGCGCUGCUGGGCAUAGAAAAUUACCAGGCAGAAACAGACUGCCAACUGGAUCCUUUAUUCGUAUGGCCUGAAUAUGAGAUUAUUAAAUUUACAUUUGGCUUCUGUGCGCCGUCUUUGUUCGAGUUGCUCUGCCUCGUUCUAGCGUUCGUUAAAAAGACUCGGCCGGAUAGCCAUCGCUCAGGAAAAAACACUUAUCCUCUUUCCGCCAUUUUAGUUAUGGUGACAACUAGGUUGGUGUGCCAUCUAUUUUAUAACAUCAUGAUCCUCUCCAGGACCAGCCUGAAGAUCAAGGGAGACAUAGGGACACCCCAGAAUGAGCUGGUCAUGAAUAUUGCGGAAGUGGUUUUGUUUGGCGAAAGCUGUGUGAGUUUGGUGAUCCUCCUCUGCCUGCAUCGCCCAUACAGGACCACCCUACUGAAUACCCUAAAAAAUCUCACCACCACGUGUAGGAGGAGACGCGAGAGCAACAGGUCUCUUGAAAUUCAAGAAACUCAACCUGGACCCUCUGAAAUUAGAUCCCACUGACAUCACUCUCCAAAAUAGUAAACGUUAUCAGUUGAUGUAUACAAAACAGAAAGAAAUGGAAGGUCUUCCUGUCUCGUCACGUGGGACUCAACUCCUGAUGUUUUUCUCGAGUGGGGCUUUUGAGGGCUACCAUCCCGAUAACACUGCUCGUGUUUCGUUACAUGCUGGGGUUUUGUUCCUAUAGGCUGGUCGAUGGACAAACUGAGCUCGUGAAGAAAAAUCUGCCUUCAUUUCAUUUCUGUGUAAUCAAUUUUUUUGCAGGGGGGAGUUUACUGAAGUUUAAGAGGGGCUGUUUUCAGGAUCAAUAAGACGGAGUGAAUGAACAUGACCGUAACCAAAGGGGUGACAAGCUUCAGAAAGAGAAAGGCUGUUCCCUAAAGAAUGACCACAGUCCUUUAAUAGCACUCGAUUGAGAAGCAUCAACCACCGUCAGGAACCCUCAGUCCCCUCAACCCAUAAAAACAGCCCUUUUCCUUUAUUCAGUGAGUAUUGAUAAAUUGGAAAAAAAAAAAAAUCUAAGCCAGCCCAUGAAAGAGCCCAGUUUUCAAAAUCUGGACUCCGAGAAAGUGUGUAAGCCUCUAAAAGGCUUUGCGACGUGCAAAGCCAAGCAAUGCUGCCUGUAAAACAGAUGUGCGUGCAGCUGUGUUGGAUAAGACGUCGUUCAGGGUAAAGAGCACCGUAAAAGGAGCUGAAACUUAACUGCCCACUGCAAAAAGGACACUGUCAUUUGCCGGUACGCGGCUGAGAGCUUGACGACGAGAAAAUCCAUACCGCUGUGUCAACGACAAAGGAAAAAUCUUGUUUGCAGAGGGACGAGGGGGAAGCGCAUCGCUUUUACAAAGAAAAAGCUGGUGCCAGGCUUGAAGGCUCAUUCUCGGCGAUGAGAACAAGCUUAGGUAUAUUUGCUAAAUUCGGAUAAAGAGCCCAACCGAUGUGAUGAAGGCAAAUGCCAUGCUAAGAUGGAAUAAGCUACUAAAAAAUGGAGCCCGGGACCUCUUUAUGGGGCUUCCGAUCCUUAAAAGUGAUCGUGGAGGGAAAAUGGAAAUCGGGCCAGGAGUUACGGCUAGAAAAACCCAAAGGCGAUCAGGACAAGGGCUCUUUCAUUAAGCGAAGCGAUAAACAGCAUUGCAGGGAGGUAAAUAGGGAGACAUGGCAUGGAGGGUGGUCUAGCAUCAGCCUUCUUCAACCUGGUGCCCUGGGUGACCCCCAUCCAGCAUGGCCAACGCUGCAGUCAGCUGGUGCUGAGUGUUUUAGAUGCAGUUCAGAGAGUUGUGUGAGAAGAUCAUGCUACCACUUACGCGAGGUUGAGUGUAAGUGCACCGCUAAAAAUUUAGCCGCAGAAUAAAGGGAUCAAACCCUUUCUUUUUAUUGCAAACGUUGACUGGCUUCGAUGUUCAUUCUCUCUCUCUUCUCUCCUCCCACUGUGUACCCUAAAUAAUUCAGUAAAUAUUAUAGAACCAGUUGACACAGUCCUUAGU